This is a messenger RNA of Suillus subalutaceus, 483 nucleotides long. RefSeq lists its product as uncharacterized. Bases 1 to 483 code for a protein of 160 amino acids. The transcript has 4 exons. NCBI's taxonomy places the organism in Eukaryota, Fungi, Basidiomycota, Agaricomycetes, Boletales, Suillaceae. The record is from RefSeq and is a predicted model, not a curated record.
AUGGGCGAUGUUUUUGGUGUUGUGGGGAAAUUCCCACAAACACAAGCCAACAUCCACCUGUUUACUGACUUUUCAAAGUCGAUCCCCAACUUCAGCAACCUCAUUACGAAACUCGAACGCGAACCAGAGUCACUAACGAGUUUUCUCAAGUCGAUGGAAAGUGCAGCGAAUGUGGCUUGUUGUGACGAUAUGGGGUCCCUCAAGCAUACUGGGCUUCAGUACAUGCUCAAUGACCACACCAAGGAUUGUUUCAACCCCCUGAUACUCAAGUCUCACAGUAAGGCCUUGCGAGGGUGGAACCACCCACAGACUGCACGGCUCUUAUGUCCUGCACGGGAUAUCACUGAGUUUGACGUGGAUCCUCAAUCUUAUAUGGACAAGGCGAAUGCAGGGGAGAAGAAGAUUAGUGCCAAGCAGUGGCCAUCGAUGUUCUAUGACAUGAGCUUGUACGAUCCGAAGAACAAGAAGAAGGGAUUCCUCUGA